CGGUCGAUUUCACAACAGUUUAAGGCUUUACAAUACUGGUAACUCAGCUACGUUGCAUCGACCUCGUCUUACUUCAACAAUUUUUUUUUUUUAUUUUUUUUUUUUAUUAAAAACAACAAACGAUAAUCAGAAUACAAAUUAAACUACAUUCCGCGAAUCGAAGGCAUAUUCAAUUUCAACCUACGGGUCGUUGCACACACAGCAUCGUCGUCUCACCAAUCAUCCUAGCUGGGCGUUGCACCGAUCCUCUGACCACCUUUGCCUCACGCAGAAACGCACUUCGGACUAUUGCGACGCGGAUUAGCGAUCCGCGAUGAUGGCCCCAACCGAUGUGAUCUAUGCGGAGGAGGAGGAGGAGGAGGAGGAAGAGGAGCAGGAUAACGUGCAGGAGGACAUUAUUGAGGAGGAUGAGGAGGAAGGACCCGACCUGGAUCCGGAUCAGCAAGAAUACUUGGACUACCAGAGGAAGCUGGACGAAUUCUUGUCCCCGCUCAUCCCGCGGGAAGCGAUCCUCUACAAACUGGCGCGACGCUUCUCGAACGUCUACCGUGACCUCGCCCUGGAGUCCGACCAACAGUUCCUGCCGACGCCGGUGACCAAGUUACCUACCGGAAUGGAGACCGGUCGGUACCUGGCGAUCGACGUAGGCGGGAGUAACCUGCGAGUCGCGUUCAUUGAACUUCUCGGGGAUGCGGCGGAUUCCGACAACAAGCCCGCCGAUGCAACGGAGAGAACCAAGGAUACGAUCCGAAAGGCGCAGCGACAACGGGUGAGACGGACGUUAGAAAAGGCGUGGCCCAUCCAAGAGCAUCUAAAGAAGGACAAAGCGGAUGACCUAUUCUCUUGGAUCGGGGACUGUAUUGCGGAAGUGGUGGCGGAGAGCUUGACCUCGGAUGCGACCAAAGGCAGUAUACCGGAGGAGCUGGAGAUGGGAAUUACCUUCAGUUUCCCCAUUAUGCAGGAGUCCCUGACAGAGGCCACUUUGAUGCCAAUGGGCAAAGGAUUCGCCAUCACCUCGGAUCUCAACCUGCGGAACAUCUUACUGAGCGGUUACGAGAAGCACACGAAGCGGCCGGAUGAUGACCACGAGCCGUCGAAGAAGCGCCGCAAACUGUACUCGCUGCCGAAGCUCAAGAUCGCCGCGAUCACCAACGACGCCGUUGCCACGCUAGCUUCGCUGGCAUAUGCGGUCAAGUCUCUGCCCAACAGCCGGGUCGCAAUGGGCAUCAUCGUAGGCACGGGGUGCAACGCCACCAUCCCCAUGAAACUUAGCGCGCUCCACGAGUCCAAGGCGAACCAUGUCCGGUCGAAGAACCCGACGGCCGAGGAGACCGUGAUCAACACGGAGUGGACCAUCUCCGGUGCCUUGCCUCCUCUUCAAGAGCUCAACAUCAUUACGAAAUGGGACGACGAGUUGGACCGAGCGUGCGCUCGGCCCGGAUUCCAACCCUUCGAGUAUAUGACCGGCGGCCGGUAUAUCGGCGAACUGAUCCGGAUCAUCCUGUUCGACUACCUCGUCAACAUCGCCGAACUGUCGCCGAAACAGCUGCCGGCGACCCUGAUUCAAGAGUACGCCCUGACGACGACGUACGUCUCCGACACCGUGGCCCGGGCUCGGUCCGAUCUGGAUCUGGUUGAUGUCUUGAAGCGAACGCUGCCGCCACCGGAGAGCAGCGACUGGCAUUGGGACGUGAUGACCGCAGGAGCCUUCCGAAAGAUCGCCCGAACGGUCCAACGACGAUCUGCGGGCCUGAUCGCGGCGGCCGUGGUGGGUCUGCUGGCCUGCACACGGGAGAUUGAACUGAAAGCGGAUAGCACCGAGAACUCGCCAGAGAGUUCCCUUGCUCCCUCGCCUGCCCCCAACGGCAACACCCCGCUCCCGGGGCCAUCCAUUGAUAGCCUGACCCCGGGGGUAUCUGAUGGUGUGAACAACAGCGGCCAAGGCCACAUUGUGCCUGUCCUGUCUCCCACCCCGACGCCGGCAGACUGGGAGUCGGGCCCUGAAGAACUGGUAGUCGCCUACACGGGCGGCAUCAUCCAGCAAUACCCGCAGUUCAAGGAGAUGUGCCAACAAUACAUUGACCGGCUCAUCAUGCGGACGGGGCCCCAGAAGAGCGGGAAGUCAGUCUUCUUGCGAGAAGCAUCCGACGGAGGGGUCAUUGGUGCCGGGGUCCUCGCCGGGAUCUCCACGGUAGGAUAGCAUUGAUCCUCGUAAUGGCUCUCUACCGGUCGGCAUCGAUAUGACGUGACGAUUUUGUCUUUGGGCACCUACGGACGAGCGCUUUGGUGGGGGAGUUUGAUGUGUUUCUAAUUUCUUCUUUCUUUCUUUCUUUUAUAUCCUCUUUCAACUUAAUUUCUUCUGCUUCUUUUUGGCAAUAGAAGGCCUCAUUUGUCUUAGGACCGGAGUCUCGAAAUUGAAAGUUACUUUCUGUUGGUUUAUGAUUCUCCAUUUAUUUACAGAU
This is a messenger RNA of Aspergillus candidus, 2462 nucleotides long. Its product is annotated as hexokinase family protein. Gene Ontology annotation, molecular function: D-glucose binding; ATP binding; mannokinase activity. The record is from RefSeq and is a predicted model, not a curated record. The transcript is spliced from 2 exons. The coding region runs from base 314 to 2200 and encodes 628 amino acids. Gene Ontology annotation, cellular component: cytosol; mitochondrion. NCBI's taxonomy places the organism in Eukaryota, Fungi, Ascomycota, Eurotiomycetes, Eurotiales, Aspergillaceae. Gene Ontology annotation, biological process: intracellular glucose homeostasis; glucose 6-phosphate metabolic process; glycolytic process.